Messenger RNA from Clupea harengus (Atlantic herring), 3472 nucleotides. It is a transcript of the gene cfhl1, whose product is annotated as coagulation factor XIII B chain-like. Bases 72 to 3191 code for a protein of 1039 amino acids. The transcript has 20 exons. The record is from RefSeq and is a predicted model, not a curated record. Lineage: Eukaryota; Metazoa; Chordata; Actinopteri; Clupeiformes; Clupeidae.
CGGCUAAAUCUCGCUGUCACACCAGGAGAGGGAGAGGUCUGCAGGAUCAUUUGGCUGGACUGGAAUCUAAAAUGCAAGCUGUGCUUCUAUCCUUUGGCCUGUUUGUGUGCUUUUUCACCUCAGGAAAAAGUCAAAGCUGUGAAAAAAGCACACUUAAAAGACCAGAUAAUGUGGACUUAUCACGUCUUGACUCCAGCUAUGAUGAUGGCAAGGCAGUAAGGCUGCCUUGUGUGAUUGGCUAUACUGGAUUACACCGGGCUACUUGCCGAGGUGGUAAAUGGGAAUUGAGAAGAGGACUCUGUCAGAAAAAGCCAUGUGGUCACCCAGGAGAUACACCAAAUGGAGAUUUUAAUUUGGCCACAGGGGACGACUUUGUAUUCGGAUCUAUAGUUCAGUACACAUGCAAAACUGGCUACCGUAUGAUGAGCAGGAACAGUGAGCGGAGCUGUGUGAACAGUGGUUGGGACAAUGAUAUUCCUGUCUGUGAAGUGGUAAAAUGUCCAGUGAUACAAGUGGCUCCUAAUGUCAGGGCAUCAGGCAAUGUUGAAGACGGGAGCUAUGGAGAUGUCAUCCAUUUUGAGUGCCAGUCACAGGACAUGCAGUUAAAUGGAAAGGACGAAAUAUACUGUACUUCUGAAGGAAAAUGGAGUGAUCUUAUUCCAACAUGUAAAGAGAUACAAUGUGAAACACCUGCCAUGCCAAAUGGAAAAGUUACAAACGCCCAACCAGUGUACAAGUGGGAUGAUGUCCUCAGAUACACCUGUGAUGAAGGAUACCAAGCCCGUGUAGGACGAACCAAAUGCUCCAAAUUAGGUUGGAAUCCAAAACCAGAAUGUGAAGAGAACACAUGCAUGCUACCACACCAGGUUUCCACUGGAACAACAAGACUACCUGCAGGCAAAAAUAUUUUCAAACCUAAAGAUAUGGUUGAUAUCCAUUGUGAGGAAGGAUAUCGGACCUCUACAUUCAAAGAGAGAGAUUCUUUCCACUGUGGAUUAGAUGGAGAGUGGUCAGAUACACCUGAUUGUCAAGAAAUCUUUUGCUCUAGGCCUCGCAGCAGUGAUGUGAAUAUUCCGUAUUGGCCCCGGAUAUUCUCAUAUAAAUACAAGGAAACUUUACCGUAUAGUUGUAAUUCAAACUAUAAGCGACCUGCAGAAGAUGCUACGUGUCAACUUGAAGGCUGGAAGCCCAAACCUCGUUGCAUCAGAAAAGAAGAUUGUUUCCAACCUGUCAUUAAAAAUGGGUUCAUAAAACCUAACAAGGAUUACAUGCCUUACAAGGAUACCGUGGUGUUUUCAUGCAAGAGGGGUUUCAAAUUAAAUAAUGAGGGAUGGUGGCAGAAAAGCAUCUGCACUAAAGGCUCAUGGUCUUCCACACCUAAGUGUAUUGCUGAAAAUCAAUGUGCUGCCCCACGUGCUGCUGAUAAUGUCAUUUAUCCGCAUGUGAAGGAAAACUAUUCAGAUGGACAGUUUCAAGAGUUUAAAUGUGAACCUGGUUACACAUCAGAUUCUGGAAGAAUUAAGUGUGACAACGGACAAUGGGAGAAACCAGAUUGCAAACGAGAAAGUGGUUUGUGUAAUGCUCCACCAGAUGUUGAAAAAGGAAUCAUUGUCCCUUCAUACGAAAAGAUCUACAGGAAUGAGGCUAAAGUAACAUAUGCAUGUCAUCAGUCUCAUAAAAUGAAUGGCGAAGAUACGAUUACCUGCAAUUCAGGAAGGUGGACUGAUCCCCCGACAUGCAUUGAAAUACAAUGUGAAAAACCUGACAUACCACAAGGACAAGUUACAAACACCAAAUCAGUGUACAAGUGGGACGAUGACCUCAGAUACACCUGUGAUGAAGGAUACAAAGCCCGUGAAGGACGAACCAAAUGCUCCAAAUUAGGUUGGACUCCAAAACCAGAAUGUAAAGAGAACACAUGCAUGCUACCACACCAGGUUUCCACUGGAACAACAAGAUUACCUGCAGGCAAAAAUAUUUUCAAACCUAAAGAAAGGGUUGAUAUUGAUUGUGAUGAAGGAUAUCGGACCUCUACAUUCAAAGAGAGAGAUUCUUUCCACUGUGGAUUAGAUGGAGAGUGGUCCUAUACACCUGAUUGUCAAGAAAUCUUUUGCUCUAGGCCUCUAAGCAGUGAUGUGAAUAUUCCGUCUUGGGCCCAGAGAGCCUCAUAUAAAUACAAGGAAACCUUACGGUAUAGUUGUUAUUCGAACUACAAGAGACCUGCAGAAGAUGUUACGUGUCAAGUUGAAGGCUGGAAGCCCAAAACUCUUUGCAUCAGAAAAGAAGAUUGUUUCCAACCUGUCAUUAAAAAUGGGUUCAUAAAACCUAACAAGGAUUACGUGCCUAACAAGGAUACCGUGGUGUUUUCAUGCAAGAGUGGUUUCAAAUUGAAUCCUGAGGGAUUGGAGCAGGAAAGCACCUGUUUUAAAGGCUCAUGGUCUUCCACACCUAAGUGUAUUGCUGAAGAUCAAUGUACUGCCCCACGUGCUGCUGAUAAUGUCAUGUAUCCACAUCUGGAGGAAACCUAUUCAGAUGGACAGUUUCAAGAGUUUCAAUGUGAACCUGGUUACACAUCAGAUUCUGGAAGAAUUAAGUGUGACAAUGGACAAUGGGAGAAACCAGAUUGCAAACGAGAAAAUGGUACGUGUAAUGCUCCACCAGAUGUUGAAAAUGGAAUCAUUUUCUCUUCAAAAGAAAAGAUCUAUAGAAAUAAUGCUACAGUGACGUAUACAUGUCAUCAAUUUUAUAAAAUUGAUGUCAAAGAUUCGAUUACCUGCAAUUCAGGAAAUUGGACUGAUCCCCCGACAUGCAUUGAGCGUGACAUGUGUGAUAAGCCUGAGGGGGGAAAUAUGGUAUUACAUCCUGAUAUUGAAGAGUACAUAAAUGGAUCCAUUGUGAGGUACACAUGCAAGGACCCAUUCACUGGAAAACCAGGAGAGGAAAUAACAUGUGUGAAUGGCAGGUGGACUGAUAAAGUAAGCUGCACAUUACCUCCAGGUUUUUGUGGUCCACCACCUGAGGUAGAAUUCUCAGAUGUAGAUGGUACCUCAAAGCAAUACUACAAACACGAUGAUAUGGUGAAGUUCCAGUGCCAGGAUGGCUACAUUCUGGUGGGUGAAAGUGGUAAGAAGACAUGUCGUAAUGGAAAAUGGCAUUGUCUUCCAUUCAGCUGUGAACCAAGAGCUGGAUGAGAAGAACAUCGCAUUUGCAGAAUCUAAAGAUGUUCAAUGUUAUGUCAAACUGUCUGCAGAGCAGGGAAGAAGAAAAAUAAUAAUUUUAACAUGGUACAGAACUGUGUUGACGAUAACAUGAAUUUCCCUUGAAUGUCUCUGUUUAAGGAAUAUAAUAAUGGUGCGUAACUGUAAAACCUACAGACAGGGAUAGAAUAACAAACACAUUCUGUAUUAAUUCUAGAUUAUAUUGAUGUAACGGAUUCUAUCCUAUGCUUUGUUAUAAAGAGUCUUAAAUCAUC